Molecule: messenger RNA, 2379 nt
Organism: Theileria equi strain WA
Lineage: Eukaryota; Apicomplexa; Aconoidasida; Piroplasmida; Theileriidae
Exons: 4
Coding region: 1-2379 (792 amino acids)
Biological process (GO): tRNA modification
Cellular component (GO): mitochondrion
Molecular function (GO): tRNA dimethylallyltransferase activity
Source: RefSeq, a predicted model, not a curated record
AUGACAGAGAUAAAGAGUUUUACCAACAAAUUUAGGGAUAAAGACAAGAUUAUCCUGAUUUUAGGGCCAACAGCCAGUGGAAAGACCAAAUUUAGCAUCGACUUGUGCAAAAGACUCGCCAAUCGCAACAUUAUCGCAGAAAUCAUCAAUUCAGACGCAAUGCAGGUAUACAAGGGCUUUGACGUUGGCACCGCAAAACCGACUCCUGAGGAGGCCUCGGCCGUCCCGCAUCACUUGAUUGGUUUCCUUGACCCGAGGAAGGAGUACAAUGUCUCCUCAUUCAUCACACACUGCACCAAAGUGAUUGAGGACUUGAAUGAAGAAGAAAAGCUCCCAGUGGUUGUAGGAGGAACUAAUUUGUACGUGGAAGGAUUGCUGUGGCCGUCCAUUAUGGAUUUUAAAGAACCAAAUGAUGCAGGCUUUAUUGCCUAUGUCCAUUCCGGCAAAGAGCAAUUUACUCUCAAGGGAACUUUAGAUGGUGGUGACAAACUAGGUGAGAAAGGAGAUGAUAUCUCUGGUGUUACUAAAGUUUCUGUUUAUUACUGGGAUGGAGAUGAUGAAGAAAACCCCAAACCUCUUAUCCUAGAAGUGGACAUUGGUGGAAAUGAAAAGAAGUACUACAUUAAGUACGAAAAAAGUGAACAGGAAGUGCAUAAUGGAGAUGCAAAAAUUUGGGUACACCAUGGAAUUUCUGAGACAUCAUUACAGAUCAGAUUGGAUGAUAGAAAUUGUGCCAGGAACAAAGUUAUUCCAUUUGAUAUUGGUGAUACUCAAAAGGUUUUUAGCUUUGAUUCCAAUGCUUCCAAAGGUAAAGGCAUACAAUUUGUUAACUCUACCACACUAUCCGGGAGUGAAUACAUGGUUACAUCUUACACGUUUUCAGGUGAUUCGGAGUUUAAACUGUCUAGAGUUGACUAUGACAAGAGAAAGAUUACUGAAAUAGAUCCUCCUAUUAGCGCACUAGAUGGAGUAAGACUGUAUUCUAAUACAUCAAUUUCGGAUGUACCAAUUGUACUUGAGUUAGCUGAGGUUGGAGGUGGAAACUCUAAAUUUUAUGCAAGCAAAGAUAAGGAUAGUUGGCAGCAAGUUGAUGGAGAAUCAAAGGGGUUUUAUACUGGUGAUAAAGGGUUUUCUGAAAAACAACCUACCGAAGCCCUCACAAAUAAGCUAGACGAGGUAAUCUGUACACAUCACAGAGCAGUUACUAUGGAUAUAUCCUAUGAUCUAUCUACAACAAAAAAAGAUAAUUGGUAUUGUUGUAAUGGUAGUCAUGGUAAGAGAGUUUCUGUGAAGGAAAUAUCAGUUAAUCACACACAUCAAUCACCACCCAUUACCAUUUAUAAACACUCCAUCACAGAUGGUAGACUGAAACUUGCAGGCAUUAAGUUCUACCUUGACAACAAUCAGAAUAAAAGAAGACGUGUAACAUCUGGUACAUUAAAACUGCCUGCUGAUGGACCUAUUGAUGUUUAUGUUUUCUAUUGCAACCAGAAUGAUCCAGUAUUAAUAUAUGUUGACUCAAAAGGAGGUACAGCUACUACAGGAUGGUAUAGAAAACAGAAAAAGAAGAGUGGUUAUGAUUCCAAAUGGAAAAGGACAAAUCAGCUAAAUAGUAUAAAGCCUAAUAACUUUGAGAGUCUUAGCUGUAAACAGUGGCAGAAACUUAAGAAAUAUCUAAAAGAGCGCGGUUGUAAUUUGCAAGACUGUCCUCAAGAUACUACAGAACAGCGAUCAGUAGCACGUUCUGAUUCUGAAGGAGGACAAGACCAAAAUGGAGCUGAGGAUGAUGAACCAUCCAGUGGAGAUGAAAAUAGUGAUGCUGGUCAAGAUGGUGCUAAAGAUGAUGGUGAAACUGAGGAACGCAAGAAGGAAGAGGAACAUGAAAAAGAGAAGACAGAAGAGGGUCAAAAACUAGGUGCUUCUCCUCCUGGCCCUGGUGGUAGUCCACCUGGUGGUGAAGAUGGUCGACAGUCUAACCAACUUGCUACUAGCACUCAAAACAAUGCUCUUUCUUCUGAUGCUGGUAGAGGUAGUGAUGGUGUAGGUGAUCAACCUGUGGAUGGUAUUGUUGACCUUUCAUCUACUGUUCAAGGAUCUCUUUCUACUCAUGGUCCACCUCCUAGACCUGAUGCUGCUAAUGCCCCUCCUGAAGCUUCUGAAGCUACUGCUCUUCCUAAAGAAUCCCAACCUGAUCCUUUUACUAGUCUUAUUCCUGCCGGUACUGCACUAGCUGGAUACUUUUUUGCUGGUUCUGCAGGAUCCGCCGCAACAUUCUUUGGAGGAUGGAAGCUUUAUAAUCGCUAUAAGGGAGACCCCUGGGUACUGAGAAUGCCUAUUGUUACUACUGCUAGGGUCCUGAACUGCUGGUAUAGGUACUAA